Pogona vitticeps (central bearded dragon) is the source of this 3477-nucleotide messenger RNA. It is a transcript of the gene CDNF, whose product is annotated as cerebral dopamine neurotrophic factor. Gene Ontology annotation, biological process: neuron projection development; dopaminergic neuron differentiation. Gene Ontology annotation, cellular component: endoplasmic reticulum. The record is from RefSeq and is a predicted model, not a curated record. Lineage: Eukaryota; Metazoa; Chordata; Lepidosauria; Squamata; Agamidae.
AAGUGGAUCCCGAUGGCUGCCAUAAAUGCUUCCCUUCCGCCACCCUCGCAACGAAGGCAACGCGGCCGACAGCCCUCGAUACCCACAAUGCAACUCGAAAGAGCCAACCACCAUUCUUCCUCUCUCCGUCUACUUCCGAUCCGGAGGACGCGGGAGGAUAAUACCCAAUCAGAAUAAUACUUUACGUGACAUCACAACCCCCCCACCCCGGAGUUUUUUUCCCCCUCCACGGCCGAAAGCCCUCCCAAAGGGGCGGAGCCUCGGGCGAUCCCUUUUCCCAGGUUGGGGAGGAGCGAGGGAACGAGGAGUGGUGCCAGUUGCUGGGAUUGCUGCAGCCAUGUGGGUGCUCUCGUGGUCUUUUUGCCCCGUCUCCUGUUGCUCUUUAGCGGCCCUCACUCUCGCCGCCCUCUGCCUCGGCCCCCGGGCUGCCUGUGCCCUUCCUCCAAGGAGCACAGAAGAAGCCCCGUGCGAAGUGUGUCAAGGCUUUUUGGGAAGAUUUUACAACUCUUUAAAAGAAAAAUAUUCUGAUUUCUCCGUGGCUUCUAUAGAAAGUGAAUUAAUCAGGACCUGCCGGAACACAAAAGGAAAAGAAAACCGUUUGUGCUACUACCUUGGGGCCACAAGUGAUGCAGCAACUAAGAUUGUUAGUGAAGUCAGCCGUCCAAUGAGUGCUCAUGUACCGGUGCCUAAAAUCUGUGAGAAGCUGAAGAAGGCAGACAUUCAGAUCUGUGAGCUCAAAUAUGAAAGAAAACUUGACUUAACAUCAGUAGACCUGUCUAAGCUGAAAGUGGCUGAGCUGAGGAAGAUCUUGGAGAACUGGGGAGAAGUCUGCAGAGCAUGCAUUGAAAAAACUGACUUUGUGGACCUGAUCAAGGAGCUUGCACCAAAGCAUAUGGCUUCAGCUUCCAGAGCAGAGCUUUGAUGGAAUGUCACUGUAUCUAAACACAUCCCUGCUGACCCCUACCAAAUUAGAUACCUUUGGCAGUAAGGCCAUGGGUUUGCUUAAAUGAAUAAAAGGUCUGGGAGGAGAAGCAAAGGACUCAGACAGCUGAAGAUAAAUACAAAAUUCUUUGGAUUUGAAUUAAUAAUAAAUGCUGACAAACAGUGAUAGCAACACCUUCUCCCCAACUCACUUUGUGAUAAGAAUCACCCCUUUCUUGUAGUUCUUCAGUUAACGUCACUGUGGGAACAUACAGUUUUUUCACUGUUUAAGCCUGCAGUGGCUUCUUUCUUAGCUAUGUGUCCUAUUAAAAGGUCUCCUACUCAAGAUAACCUGUUGCCCCUACAGCGUAUUACCUUGACUGCAGAUACAAGGACACCAUAAGCAUUUGCAGGGCUUUUGAGAAACAAACUGUAGGUCCCUGCCCCAAAGGGCUUCCAAUUCACACAGGGAAGAGGGAAAAGGCAAAAAGAAAGGGUGUACAACAGUAGAGGCAGUUUCUCCAGAGACAUGUAUUCUCCAUCUUGGGGUUCAACCAGAGUUAAGCAUGCAACCAAAGAAAAUGGAUCUAAAGGGGAAGGGACAACACCUCUACGCUGAGUUCUCCAUGUUUCAAAACUAGGGGGCACUCUGGGGAGCAACCAUUAGUCUGCUGUCAGGGACAGUGGGGAGCUGUAUCCGAACUGAGACUCUGAAAUCCAAACAGGCUAUGCGGUUCCUCAAAGAGUGACUCUCUGAACCUCACACAUUUCCCCCUUGUGAGGUUAAAGGUAUACAGUAUUUUGAAGUAGAGGAACUCAUCAUGAACUUAUCAUGGCCCCAAGGAGAGACACUCUCCACAGGAAAGAGAGGGGGAGACAAUAAGGGAAAGAGAAAUAUCUUAUGGCUUAAACACCGAGCUGCCUCUGGAAAAAGCUAUUGUGAGGAGAAAAAAAACCUCAUAAGUACAACUGAUAUUCUGAUCAGCAGUCAACAGGGGAUGCUCUUGCCAAAUUGUAACCCUGUACCUUUUGAUAAUUAACUCAGCAGGUAUUAUACGGAAAAGUUUCACAGUGGGUACCUGACACUUUUUGGAGUAAUGUUAGUUACAGUUAGGUCCAGAAAUAAUCGGAUACUGUCACAAGUUUUGUUAUUUCAGCUGUUUACUAAAGUAAUUUCAAGUUAGAGUUAAAUAAUGAAUUUGGUCUUAAAGCGCAGUCUCUCAGCUUUAAUUUGAGGGCAUUCACAUCCAAAUUGGAGGAAGGGUUUAGGAAUUAUAGCUGUUUAUAUGCAGCCCUCUUUUUUUAAGAGACCAAAAUAAUUGGACAAUUGACUCAAAAGCUAUUUCACAGCCAAGUGUGGGCUAGUCCUUCAUUACUUCAUCAUAAAUUUAAGCAGGUAAAAGGUCUGGAGUUGAUUUCAGGUGUGGCAUUCACUCUCUAGAAAGCAGGCAUAUCAUUAUCCAAGUCUACCAUAAAGAGAAGACUUUACAAGAGCAAAUACAGAGGGUUCACCACAAGGUGCAAACCAUUCAUAAGCCUCAAGAAUUAAAAGGCCAGAUUAGACUUUGUUAAAAAAAUCUUUAAAAGCCAGCCCAGUUCUGGAAUAGCAUUCUUUGGACAGAUGAAACUAAGAUCAACCUGUACCAGAAUGAUGGGAAGAAAGAAGUAUGAAGAAGGCUUGUAACAGCUCAUGAUCCAAAGCAUACGACAUCAUCUGUAAAACAUGGUGGAGGCUGUAUGAUGGCAUGGGCAUGCAUUACUUCCAAUAGCCCUGGGUCACUAGUGUUUAUGGAUCUGACAGAAGCAACCGGAUGAAUUCUGAAGUGUAUAUAGAUAUGUAUUCUCGAAUACAUAUUCCUAUGUAUUUGGAUGUAUAUGGAUAUAUUGUCUGCUUGAAUUCAGCCAAAUUCAGCAAAGUUGAUUGGACAAUGCUUCACUUUACAGAUGGACAAUGACCCAAAACACACUGUGAAAAAAAACCCAUGAGUUUCUUAUGGCAAAGAAGUGGAAUAUUCUGCAAUGGUUGAGUCGAUCACCUGAUCCCAAUUCGAUUGAACAUUCAUUUCACUUGCUGAAGACAAAACUUAAGGUAGAAAGACCCAUGAACAAACACCAAAGACAGCUGCAGUAAAGGCCUGGCAAAGCAUCACAGUGGAGGAAACCCAGCGUUUGUCAUUGUCCAUGUGUUCUAGACUUCAAGUGUUCAUUGCCUGCAAAGGAUUCAAAUGUAUUUAAAAUGAACAUUUAUGAUUGUGUUAAUUUGUCCAAUUACAUUUGAGCCCCUGAAAUAAGGACACUGUGUAUGAAAAUGGAUGCAAUUCCUAUACGUUUCAUACAAUAUUUUUGUUCAGCUCCUUGAAUUAAAGGUGAAAGUCUGCACUUCAAUUGCAUCUCAGUUGUUUCAAAUCUAUUGUGGUGGCGUACAGAGCCAGAAUUAUAAAAAUGUGUCAGUGUCCAAUUAUUUCCAGACCAUACUGUAAUUCCCACUGUGUGAAGCUCAAUUCUUUUCCAGUCUUGAAUACAUACAUAUAUUUUUAUGUAUUUGAACUAGCUAUU